AUGGAUAUUAAAGAAAUUGUUGGUGAUUAUAAUUCAUUUUUAGAUACAAUUUUUGAAUUAUUAAUUAAAGGUGGUUUUAAAGAGAAUGAAUUAAAAGAAUUACCAAUUGAUCAUAUUUGUUAUAGAGUUAGUACAAAUGAAUUUUAUAAUGAAAAAAAGGAACAGUUAAAUCAAUUGGGUGAAUUAUUAGUUGAGACUGAAAUUGGUGGUAGAAUGAUUUCAACCUUUAAAUUGAAUAAACCAAUUCAAUAUAAGGAUAAAUCAAUACCAUUAAUCGAAUUACCAGCACCAAAAAAGAAUAGAAUCAACUAUGACGGUUUAGAACACAUUGAAAUGGUUAUCAAUGAACCAUUCCAAUCAUUUGUUGAUAAUCAUCCAUCACCAAUUGAUGAAAAUUUAAAAUUCAAUUGGGUAUUACACGCUUUAAACAAAGAUAUCAAUCCUGACGUAGAAUGUGAAUUCAUAGAUCCACGUAUUAAAAAUGAAAUUAGAACUAUCAGUGUUAAAUUUCAUCAUCAAUCAUUAGAAGAAGUUGUAAAAUAUGAAAUACAAUUAUUAAAAGAAAAUAAAUAA
Molecule: messenger RNA, 573 nt
Organism: Dictyostelium discoideum AX4
Lineage: Eukaryota; Evosea; Eumycetozoa; Dictyosteliales; Dictyosteliaceae
Product: dihydroxybiphenyl dioxygenase domain-containing protein
Exons: 1
Coding region: 1-573 (190 amino acids)
Source: RefSeq, a predicted model, not a curated record